AUGGAUAACUUUGAGCAACACAACGAGGUUUCUACAUCAUAUAACAACAUUGCGAAGCAAGAUUUUUACGAAUACAUCGAAGUUGAUUACCUGGAAAAACCUAAAGAAGCGCCUAAAGAUUACAACGUUUACAUGCAAAAAAAUUACAGACUGAAAGACGAACCAGUGAACCAGAAUUUGAAUACACCUUUUUCAGUCAAAGAUAUUUUAAGUACAAAUCAACCCCCGAAUUACUACGAACGAUGCGAUUGGAAAAACGAAAGAGACCGAAAGGGUUACGAAUAUGAACAAAUGUAUCAUCAGAAUCAGAGUUACUGUCCACCUGAAUACUUCAGCCAAGUCUACUCCAACAUGCCCGUGCAUGCCAACGUAGAGCCUUAUUGGAAUCAAGACGCCUAUCACGAAACAAAAAUUGACGAGUAUUACAAUUAUAAUCCUUACUGCCAUAAUUUCUAUCACCAGAACUAUGAACAGUAUUCUGAUUAUAUGAUACCAACUCAUCACGUGGGGAUGGAAGGGAAGAUGGAGGACAGGCAGAUGCCUCCACUGGUGGAGAAGAGAACGGAGACUGACGAUAUGUCACCACUGAAGCCUACGCCACCUGUGAAACCUCUGAACCACUUCGAUAAAUUGGAGACGUCACCGAGGAAAAUCACAAAAACUCCAUCGAACAACAAAGUAGAUCGAAGAGACAAAAACGUGAAGAGGAAGCCGCGGAUCCUGUUUUCCCAAGCUCAAGUCCACGCUUUGGAGAUCAGGUUCCGAGCGCAGAGGUACCUGACCGCCCCAGAGCGGGAGCAACUGGCCAAGUCCUUGAAUCUUUCCCCAACACAGGUGAAAAUAUGGUUUCAAAACAGAAGAUACAAGAGCAAAAGGAUCAAAUCGCCCGAAGUAUCGACAUCCACUGAUGCUAAAAUUCCCAAGACUACUGGAAGGAAACUUUUCAAACCUGAAGAUCGAGAAGCCCAACCUGUACCUAAUUAUCAGUUCCAUAAGCCUGAAAUCUCCAUGGACAGUAAUGAUAACUUGACUUCUACUAUUUACUUCGACGAUAGUUUAACCUAUGACGAUAACACUACUGUAAAAUAUUACGCCAACAAACAUUUAGAUGCAAUCGAUGACCCAAAUGUACAUAAUUUUAAAAACAAAAACAUAUAUCCUAACAUUGAUGAGACAAAGACCAUGUUUAAUGAUGAUCAAGACUGCAAGAAAUAUUAUCCCGUUAAUUACGUUUGUUCAUAA
Messenger RNA from Amyelois transitella, 1242 nucleotides. Its product is annotated as homeobox protein bagpipe-like. The transcript is spliced from 2 exons. Gene Ontology annotation, molecular function: DNA-binding transcription factor activity, RNA polymerase II-specific; RNA polymerase II cis-regulatory region sequence-specific DNA binding. Lineage: Eukaryota; Metazoa; Arthropoda; Insecta; Lepidoptera; Pyralidae. Gene Ontology annotation, biological process: cell differentiation; regulation of transcription by RNA polymerase II. The record is from RefSeq and is a predicted model, not a curated record. Bases 1 to 1242 code for a protein of 413 amino acids. Gene Ontology annotation, cellular component: nucleus.